Molecule: messenger RNA, 2389 nt
Organism: Thalassophryne amazonica
Lineage: Eukaryota; Metazoa; Chordata; Actinopteri; Batrachoidiformes; Batrachoididae
Product: protein NLRC3-like
Source: RefSeq, a predicted model, not a curated record
AUGUCUGCGAACUCCUCUUCCUCCUAUUCCACCACCGCGCAACCCCAGUCCUCUUCUUCCGGCUCCUCUACCACCACGCACCCUCAUCCUCCUCCUCCUCCUCUCCUCUUCCUUCUCCUUCUCUUCCUCUUCCCCCUUCCUCCAGGUGGAGGUGACAUUUCCUGUGAAAUAAUGGAUCGCACUGAAAUAGAGGCCAUGGCUGCAUCACCAGCUGGCAGCGACAUCGGGGAUGCAGGAUCUGCUGGACGGACUGCGUCUGCUGAGGUUGAUGACCUCUACUACAUUCCAGAAAGAAGAGCUUCUCUGGACCUGGGAUGGGAUAGUAGUGACUGGCAGUGGAUGGAACAGGCUUUGUCUCCAUCCCAGAGCUACAGUUCAAUGAGAAGUGAUGAUUAUGGCUCCUCUGAUGAAAUGGAAGAUAAAGAUGGAACUUGUACAAGGGUCCAGAUGGACAAAGCAGAUUCCUUCUCCAGCUGCUACUCCCUAGAUAGCGAUGACUGUGAAAGAAGAACACGCAAGGAUCGAAGCAAAGAGAACAUCACCUUUGAGAUGAGUAAAACGCCCAAUUUGAUCCAAAAUCCAGAUGAGUUUAGCCACCCCUCUCUCACAGUGAAAUCCACAUUCAAGACUAUUAUGAUGGUGUUGGACAAGUUGUCAGAGGGGAUUGUUGGGAAAUUCAGGCAGAUCUUGUGGAAACAUUAUCCGCAGUCAUUUAACACUAACCCCCACAGUGUGGGCACAGUGGACAAAGUGCACCUUGUGGACCACUUGUUGGAGUGUUACAGCCUGCAGGAGUCAUUACAGAUCACUAAGGCCAUUCUUGAGGAACUUGAACUGAAGAAUGUGGUUCAGUAUCUGCAGAGAUUGUGCACCCCAGAUGAAGUACGUUAUGAUUUAAGUAUGAUCCUCAGGAGGAAGUACAGCAUUGUGCACGAGGACUUGGCCAUGCAAGGAGAGACUAGGGCUUUUGAGGACAUAUUCUCUGAUCUCUACAUUACGUCUAAAUGUGACAACGGUCCAAAUAUGACUUGUUUUGACCUUUGGGUAGCAGGAUCAGGGAAAACAAUGGCAGUGAGAAAGUUAAUCCUCGACUGGAUAGAAGAGCGAUCCCAUCAGCACGUGUCUUUUCUUUUCCCCUUAACAUUCAGAGAACUCAAUGCCUUUGAGGGCUCCAAUGUCUCUUUGUUGGGCAUAAUACAGUCACUCUACCCAGAAACCAAAAAAUUGAAAGAUGAGGACUUUAGAAGUGAAGAGUGCCAAAUGAUGUUUGUCUUUGAUGGGCUGGAUGAGUACACUGGGGAGCUUGACUUCUCAAACACAGAACUUCUGGGCGACCACACAGAUCUCACUUCCCUUAAUGUCAUAGUGGUCAACAUCCUCAGACAGAGACUUCUGUACCGUGGAAUGUUCUGGGUGACAUCUCGGCCCCAAAUAAAGCGCUGCGUUCCUUGGGAUAUGCCUUGUGAUAAGCAUGAACUGCACGGUUUUCGUGACUCUGAAAAGGAGGACUACUUCAGGAAGAGGUUUAAAGACUUGAAUCAGGCUGCUCGAGUGAUUGCCCACCUCAACUCUUCCAAAACUCUCCAGAUCAUGUGCCAUCUACCUUUGUUUUGCUCAGUGUUGGCUGAUGUCUUUCAGAGAGUAUUUCAGGAACAGGGGCCACAAGCAGAACUUCCCAGGAGUAUCACCUACAUGUACACAAACCUCCUGCUUGUGCUCCUGAAUCUACGCAGCCUCAGAGCUCCAAACCGCAGCUUGGAGGAAGAGGAGUUCCUCAUGAAACUUGGAAAGAUGGCCUUCGUCAUGCUAGAACGAGGUCAGUUCAGGUUUUCUGAGUCCCACUGGAAAGAGUUUGGGGUCAGUGAUGAGGAGGCAGUGGUUAAAAGUGGUCUGUGCACCCAGUUUGACAUUAAACCAUUAGUCUUGGUACAUGAGCGAGCAUACAGCUUCAUACACCCCACCGUGCAGGAAUACCUGGCUGCCCUUUAUGCGUUUCUCUCCUUUAGAAACCACAGCAUAAAUGUUCUUGAGCAGAAAGUGAAAAAGAAGCUGCCAAAGAUGCUAAAAAUGUUCAAAGAGAUGGACUUGUACAAGAGUGCUGUGGACAGAAGCCUGCAUGAUGAAGGCAAACUGGACAUUUUUCUGCGUUUCCUGUUAGGAAUGACAUUAAAGACCAACCAGCAGCUUCUCCAGCGAUUCUGCACCUCUUCUGUGAUGUGUCCAUCUGUCAUUGAUGAUGCUGCCGCCCUCAUCAGCAAGAAGAUUACAGAAAAUAAGUAUCCAGGCAGGGUUGGAAACUUGAAGUGCUGCCUGGUUGAGCUGGGUGUGGGAGCCUCACAACACCUUGGAUCCUAAAAAUGGCGAUUACUGAAGACCGUUUUUGUAAUGG